Asparagus officinalis (garden asparagus) is the source of this 1649-nucleotide messenger RNA. RefSeq names its product probable serine/threonine-protein kinase WNK11. Gene Ontology annotation, molecular function: ATP binding; protein serine/threonine kinase activity. The record is from RefSeq and is a predicted model, not a curated record. Gene Ontology annotation, cellular component: cytoplasm. Gene Ontology annotation, biological process: protein phosphorylation; intracellular signal transduction. NCBI's taxonomy places the organism in Eukaryota, Viridiplantae, Streptophyta, Magnoliopsida, Asparagales, Asparagaceae.
UCCACAACACCUAUAAAUACCUCCCCCACCCUUAUUUCUCACCUCCUCUCUCCCGGAAUUCGUUCAGCUUUUCUCUCUCUUCGUUCAUCAGAAAUCUGCAGCUUUGUUGGAGAUCACAAUCCGAUGGCUUCGAAGAUCCAGCAACGACAUUUGAAGGAGUCAAGAACUUGCUACUUCCUCGUGAUCUGCGCCGCCUCCGUCUUCAUCUAGUAGCUAGGGUUUUUCUCAGAGAGAGCUAUCCGCCGUUCUUUUCGCCGUUGAUUGAGGGUUUAAGGGAUGCCGUGGGCUAAGCCCGACCCAAUGGACAAAGACGCAGAGCCCUUCAUCGAGGCGGACCCCGGCCGAUACGCUGACCUACUGGGUACUGGCGCCGUCAAGCGGGUGUACAGAGCCUUCGACCAAGAAGAAGGCAUCGAGGUUGCAUGGAACCAAGUGAAACUCUCGAGCUUCGCUAACGAUGAGCGAAUGCUCGACCGCCUCUACUCUGAGGUCAAACUCCUGAAAUCCCUCCGCCAUGAAAACAUCAUCUCGCUCUAUAAAGUCUGGACCGAUACGAACAAAAGGACACUGAAUUUUAUAACGGAAGUUUGCACGUCAGGGAAUUUGAGGGAGUAUCGGAAGAAGCACCGACAUGUGUCGGUGAAGGCACUGAAGAAGUGGUCGAGGCAGAUAUUGAGGGGGCUGGAGUAUUUGCAUGACCAUGAGCCGUGCAUUAUUCACAGAGAUUUGAAUUGCAGCAAUGUGUUCAUCAAUGGCAAUGUUGGGCAGGUUAAAAUCGGCGAUCUUGGUCUCGCGAAAAUAGUUGGAGAGAGCCAUGCAGCACACUCAAUACUCGGGACUCCAGAAUUCAUGGCACCAGAGCUCUACGAAGAAGAAUACACCGAGCAAGUAGACAUAUACUCCUUUGGUAUGUGUGUUCUCGAGAUGGCAACCCUCGAAAUACCCUACAGCGAAUGUGACAGCAUCCCCAAGAUCUAUAAAAAAGUCUUGGCCGGAACAAUGCCUGCAGCUCUCGAGAAGGUGAAGAACCCCGAGGUCAAGGCCUUCAUCAAACGAUGCAUCGCUAAGCCUAGAGCAAGGCCCUCUGCCGCUCAACUUCUGAAGGAUCCCUUUUUCAAUGGACUUGAUGAUGACGAUGCUGUUCAGUUCUCUUCUGUUGAUGAGAAGAACUGGAAACCGUCAGAUGCUGAUCUCACUACUCUCAAGGUACUGUGAUGUUAGUGGGUUAUAUUGUGAACAGCGGUGUCGGUGUCAAGUGGGGACCACCCACAUGUGUGUGAGGAGAUAACGUCAUGUGAGCAAAUAACGUGUGAGGAGAUAGCAAUCAGUUUAUUUCAAUCCACUCACAUGUUUGCUGCUCACCCGAGAGGCCCUCAUCCGUUUAUUUCAAUCCUCUAUAAAUAGAAUAGUAGGGGUUCCUAGGUUUCGCUGCUAGGUGGGGAAAUUUCUUUUAGCCGGCUGCAGUCAAGCAACGGGAACAGCGGCUUUUGGAAGAAAAUUGCGGCUAAAGGACUGGGUCCUUUUUCGGCAGCAAGGGAAAAAGCAACAGGAGCAAGCAGCGGGCAGAGGCUUUCUUUUGGCGGCUGUGCAGAGGAAGAAAAAGAGAGAGAGAUCUUGAGAGGAGAGAAAAAAAGAGAGAUUCUACAAAA